AGGGACCGCGCGGGCACCUAGGAAUCGGCUCUGCUAGGAAACGCUGACGCGCCGCCCCACGUCGCGCUGCCUCAGUGAAAUGGCUGCUGCCGCCCCGGCCCCCGCGCUUGUGACCGAGGCGCGCUGCGCCCAGCGGUGCAGGGAGUAUUUGGAGGGAGAGAGGAUCCUAGAUGUCAGUCACCGGGUGCAGAAGCUGCCAGAUGGUACCGUGGCACUGCCUGUGCUGGAGGGGAAGUUCACCAAGCAGCACCUUCAGGACUUGAGGGGGAGUAUGGCCCCUGGAACAACAUGCAUACUGGCCUGGAUCAAGAAGCCCGUCCCCUCCAAGGCUUCUCGAGUCCAGUCACCUGCCAAGAAGCUGUGUGGUGAGCUGCAGCACUUAGUAGCACGCUUUGGGGGCAGGUGGUCAGAGGAGCUGGAGCAUGACCUCCCUCACUCCUGGCAGCGACACGGUGACCUGGUCAUGCUGAGCAAGGACUGCUUCAAGGCUGCCCUGUGGGACGAACUGGGACCAGAGCUCUGGGAGACGGUUGCUUCUUCUCUGAGGGCACAACGACUAGCCAAACAAGGGCGAGUAUCCCCAGAUGGGGUGCGAACCCCAAUUGUUAGCCUUCUGCUAGGGCAUGAUGGCUGGGUGGAGCACAUGGACAAUGGGAUCAGAUACACCUUUGAUGUGACCAGAUGUAUGUUCUCUUCUGGAAACAUCACCGAGAAACUACGGGUAGCAUCGCUGCAGUGUCCCGGGGAAGUGCUGGUUGAUCUCUAUGCAGGGAUCGGCUAUUUCACGCUGCCUUUCCUGGUUCAUGCUGGUGUGGCCUUUGUCCAUGCCUGUGAGUGGAACCCACAUGCUGUGGAGGCUUUGAGGAGGAACCUGGAGUUGAAUGGUGUGCGGGAUCGGUGCUGGAUUCACCCAGGCGAUAACAGGCAGUUGGAGCUGCAGGAUGUGGCUGACCGGGUGAAUCUGGGACUGAUUCCCAGCUCAGAGCAGGGCUGGCCCAUCGCCUGCCAGGUUCUGCGGAAGGACACGGGGGGGAUUCUCCACAUCCACCAGAAUGUGGAGUCUUUCCCUGCAAAGGCUCUUCAGCUGCCCUGUGGCCUGUUGGAGGAACAGCCACUCUGCAAUGGACAGGAGGACAGCGGGGCCCAGAGGAACCACAGGAGCCCAGAGACUGCUGAUGUGAUGGAUUCUGUGCAGGAGAUUCAGUUCACUGGGACCAGGCCUGAAUGGCAGAGGUGGGCAGAGGCCACGGGAGCUCAGAUCAGGGCUCUGCUUGAGAAGUUGCGUGGGGAGCCAUGGAGGACAAACAUCCUGCACAUCGAGCCAGUGAAGUCCUAUGCGCCCCAUGUGCACCACCUGGUCCUGGACCUGGAGUGUCGUCCGCUGCAGGCAGAGCCUCACUGAAGGAACAAGGCUCAACCUAGUCACAGAAUGCUGCUAAGGUGGAGCCAGUAUAGACUGGGGUCUGAACAAUGGAGAACUUUCCCAGCUCUGCUGUGAGAGAGCUUGUUUGUCUCUUGUUCCAGCCCUGAGCUGGCAGUUGCUGUGAUGUUGACCCACAAUCCCAAGAGCCCUGUGAAAGGCAGUCUCAGCAGGAAGCAUUAAAACAGACUCCUAAGAGUGCA
Messenger RNA from Gavialis gangeticus (Gharial), 1623 nucleotides. It is a transcript of the gene TYW2, whose product is annotated as tRNA methyltransferase 12 homolog. Gene Ontology annotation, biological process: tRNA methylation. Bases 80 to 1402 code for a protein of 440 amino acids. Gene Ontology annotation, cellular component: cytoplasm. The transcript is spliced from 7 exons. Gene Ontology annotation, molecular function: tRNA methyltransferase activity. The record is from RefSeq and is a predicted model, not a curated record. Lineage: Eukaryota; Metazoa; Chordata; Crocodylia; Gavialidae.